This is a messenger RNA of Ilyonectria robusta, 1137 nucleotides long. RefSeq names its product thioesterase-like superfamily-domain-containing protein. Gene Ontology annotation, biological process: acyl-CoA metabolic process; fatty acid catabolic process. The record is from RefSeq and is a predicted model, not a curated record. The coding region runs from base 1 to 1137 and encodes 378 amino acids. Gene Ontology annotation, molecular function: fatty acyl-CoA hydrolase activity. The transcript has 2 exons. Gene Ontology annotation, cellular component: peroxisomal matrix. NCBI's taxonomy places the organism in Eukaryota, Fungi, Ascomycota, Sordariomycetes, Hypocreales, Nectriaceae.
AUGACUGACGAGCCUGACGCGUCGGCGGCAGCGCCCCCCAAGGAAUGGAAGCGCAUGUCGUUCCAGGAAGCCAUGGAGCUGGAAAAGCUCCCCGCCGUGGAUCCCGCCGACCAGACGCGUGAAAUCAGAUUCAUGAACCGCCAGCCGCCGUGGAUGCCCGGCAAGGAGCUUCCCUGGGAGUCCAUCGGCGUGUCGGCUGCCAAAAUCACCAGAGGCGCCUACGGUGGGGUCGUGUAUGCCAUGGCUACCCUUGCAGCGGCGCGGGUCGUCGAGGAGGAAGAUACAAAGGGUUCGAGUGAGGAGAAUGAGGGCAGCCGCGCUAUUCAUACCAUCCAGGCUGUCUUCACGAACCCGGGGCUGAUGGACCGGCCAUUCAUUUUCAACGUGUCCGAGAUCCAUUCCAGUCGUUCAUUUUCGACCCGUGUUGUCAACGUUUUCCAGUCCACCGAGCCUUCAGUCAAUCCGUCUGGCCCUUUCCCUAGCUCAGAUGCCACCGCUCCUCCGGGAGACAAGUGCUUUUCUUGCCUCGUCACCUUCAAACGACCCAGCCCGAGCCCUUCUGACGUCCAAGGCUCUUCGCCGCAGGAACGCUACCGGAGCAUCCUGUCCUCGCGGCCACCGGAGGAGUGGGAGCACUGCCCUCAGGCGGACAUUGACGCGGUCAAGGACACCUUUCCCAAUGCUGGACCCGGCGCCUUUCCGAUUCUCGAGAUGCGCAAGGUGGAUAUGCGGUCUUACAACGCCGACAAGGAGCUGCCAGACCGCAGAGAGCUGAUUCUCUACCGCCUGCUCGCCCCGAUCCCGAAGGAGGACGUCAACGCGCACAUCACAUGCCACGCCUUUGAAGCGGACCGUAACGGCAUCAUCAUGCUCGGAAACCACCUUGGCUAUGGGUACAGUCUCGGCGUAGCAGCUACGUUGAGCUACUCUUUCUAUGUGCACGUCAACGCCGAGGAAGCCGUCAUGGACGGAGAUGGAUGGUGGAUCCAGGAGGUCUACUGGCCCCGAUACAGCGCGGGGAGAGGGUUGAUGAUGAGCUUUACGUGGAGCCCCGAGGGCAACCACGUGGCGACGGGAUAUCAAGAUGGAAUUCUCUUUCCAUCGACCUCAAGAGAUUCAAGGAAUGCAAGGCUCUGA